Messenger RNA from Melopsittacus undulatus (budgerigar), 1040 nucleotides. It is a transcript of the gene CDCA3, whose product is annotated as cell division cycle associated 3. The coding region runs from base 56 to 778 and encodes 240 amino acids. The transcript has 5 exons. Lineage: Eukaryota; Metazoa; Chordata; Aves; Psittaciformes; Psittaculidae. The record is from RefSeq and is a predicted model, not a curated record.
UUGAACCGGGGCGGCGGUUGGGGCUCGGCAGUCGCGCUGUGUGGCGGUCGCCGCCAUGGGGGUCUCCAGCAGCACCCAGCCAGCUGGUGCCCGCAGCCAGCACCUGGCGCACGUCAGCGACCCGCGCUCCCCCAGCGCCGGCAUCCUGCGCACCCCCAUCGAGGUGGUGAGCUCCCCUGUGUGCAGCCCUCAGACCAGCCUCGCAGAGCUGCCUUCGAGCACCAGCCAGGACCGCGAUCCGCGUUCGCCUACGCCCGGUAUCUUCCGCACGCCCAUGAGAGCCGUGUCCUGCGACAGCGUGGACCGGCUGGUGAAGCAGCUCAGCGAGGUCUUCAGGACUGAUGCCGCACGUCGGGAGCCGGAGCAGCCGGCAGCGGCCUGUCCCGCUGAGCAGCCGGCCCAGGGGAGCCCUGCGGAAGCGGCUGUCCCAUCGGGAGAAGCAGCAGAGAGGCCACCCUCUCCCAGUACGGUCCCGGCUCGGCCAGCCCGCACCGCUGGGCCCGGCUUCUUCUCCGGGAGCAAGCCUGUAAGAUACAAGACCAACAACAAAAUCCUAGCAACAUCUGGUGGAACUGGCCGCUCUCCCCUCAGCAUCCUACAAGACGAUAAUUCCCCCAGUGCUCCUGCCCCUCGACAGGGUAAGAAGCACAUGUUGGGAGAGAGCCUUGGGGAAAAGAAGGAAGUGAUGGUAGAUCUGAGCAGGAGCUUCAAAUCUGGAAGCUGUGUUUGGAGUGACUUGAACAAAGAGAACCAACAAAGUUCUUUUGUGGAGAACUAGACAUUUCCUCUUCCAGGAUCUUGCUGUAAUUUGCUUCUAUGUUCUGGGAGUUUUCUGGAGUGAGAAAUCCUACAACAGACUGAAACUUCAGACUUGUGGUUGCUCUUCUCACCUAUCCCUGCAUGGGAAAGAGCACUCUUUCUCCCUCCAAGAUUUGCACAUCUUGUGUCCAGUACCACCUUCAGCUCUUCUGUUGUAUAUCAGCUGUAUUGACUUACUGCAGUGUUCUUAUCUGUAUUAAAUAAAUUUGUAUUAAAUCUUU